Messenger RNA from Annulohypoxylon truncatum, 1170 nucleotides. RefSeq lists its product as uncharacterized. Gene Ontology annotation, molecular function: DNA-binding transcription factor activity, RNA polymerase II-specific; zinc ion binding. The transcript is spliced from 2 exons. The coding region runs from base 1 to 1170 and encodes 389 amino acids. NCBI's taxonomy places the organism in Eukaryota, Fungi, Ascomycota, Sordariomycetes, Xylariales, Hypoxylaceae. The record is from RefSeq and is a predicted model, not a curated record. Gene Ontology annotation, biological process: regulation of DNA-templated transcription.
AUGACUUCGCUGCGUCGCUCAUGCGUUCCAUGCGCCAGAGCGAAACGCCGAUGUGAGCCGCAAACUCCGAAAUGUCCUCGCUGUUUACGGAGGGGGACCAAUUGCUUCUACAAAAACCAGCCCGUCAGAAGUCUCGGUGAAAGACAUGACCCUCUUCAAUCACAACCUGUCGCUAAAGACCGAGCCCCGGGCAGUUUGCGAGGCGGGGAACUACUCUUUGACGGUGACUCAUCAUCUCAAGGGUCCCGAACGGGAGGUUUGAGUGAGACAAUCGGCAACUUCUCAGAUCAAGAGUUAUCUCUGCUUAGCUCUCGACACAUCCGCAUGCCGGGACUCCAUCCCACUAGUCCUUUUGUGAUGCCUGUGUCAACAUUGAAUAUUCAAUCCGUUCCUAUCUUAACUCGCACGGUCAUGAGUUGGCCAGGGAAGUUUCUACGAAAGCUAGAAACACCCUUCAUUCAUUCAUCACAGCGAGAUACACCAUCUCUACCCCUCCCACUCGAGGAGGCUUUUAGCGCAUGUGCUAGCUACGCUUCUAGAGAGGAGACCACCAAGAGUAUAGUGAUGAACAUAGUUGAAAGGAGGGUGGCGCAACUUAUUGAUCUUGAUCCAUCUGAUAUGCCUAUUGAGGCGCAUACCGCGUCGUUGCAAGCAUUUUUAAUCCUUCACCUUAUCCAGCUCUGGGAUGGCGACGUCCGACAACGUGCACAGGCGGAGGCGCACUCUUAUAUACUCGAAAGCUGGGCGCUACAGCUGCACAUGCGGGCAACGGAGGCGUCAAAAGGACAUGACAGCGCCACACUCGCAGCCCAGACAUGGGAUUGGUGGAUUAAGAUAGAAAGCGCCCGACGCACAGCCAUUGUCACGAUGCUGGCGCAGGGUAUCUAUGAGAUGGCCAAGUAUGGCGUUUGUUCGUAUGUCCCUAACCUGGCUGACAUGCCCUUUACCUCCAGCGAUGAUCCCUGGAAUGCCCAGAAUCAAAGCGAUUGGAAGAAGACAGUCGAAGGCUUAGAAGCACCCGUUACAAAUUAUGGCGAUUAUGCCAUCACCUGGGAUGAAGCCACCUGUGGCCCCCAAAGUGAAUUCGGGAAGUUACUUCUUAUGCCGUGCCCGAGCGCUACACAAAGAGCAAAGAUUUUAUCCGGCCGGAUCGUUAACUUGCCGAAUUAG